AUGGAUUAUCCAAUUUGUGCUGAAAUUCUUCCUGGCCUUUUCAUAGGAGAAUAUAGGAUCGCUCAAGAUAUGUCACUUCUCUUUAGUAACCAUAUAACUCACGUCAUUAUUGCAGCUGAGGGCCUUGAGCAGCUUUACACUAAUCAAAUUCAUUACAAAUAUCUUCCGAUUCUUGACACUCCUGAUCAAGACAUCUACCAAUAUAAUCAAGGAACCUCUUUAGAUAGUCCUGGGUAGGAGGAUGCUUGGUAGCUUCCCGAGUUGGUUAUCCAACUCAAAUUGAUGAAUCAACUCGAGGAGUUGACAAAUAAGCCCAAUGCGAGGAUAGCCAGCUCAUGGAGUUGCCUACCCCUUUGCUAAAGGAGGAGUUAAUUUUUUUUUAAAAACAAAUUAUAAAUAAAUUUUUAUAGUAAAUCAUUUUUUUAAAAUUUCAAAAAAUCCAAUUAAUUUAAUUUGUAAAAUUUACUUUUUAAAAUGCAAGUUGUUUAUUAAACAGAAUUAGCUAGAGAUUUCAUUAUAUUAAUUAUCACUAAUAUAUCAAAUAUUUUUCAUAAAAACCUUUAUUGUAAAAAAUUUUUUUGUGCUAUCACGGAAGGUGGGUUUUUGCGCAAAAAUAGGGAUUUCCCCAACGAUUUUGUUUGCUGUCGAAGUGGGAGGUUAGUAUUCUCUAAGUACAGAACUAUCUAAAGGGUUUUUUGGGCUAUAUUUUGAAGAAUCCAUCGAAUUCAUAGAAAAUGCCAUUUCACAAGGUGGAAAAGUUCUAGUUCAUUGGUAAUUUUUAUCUAGUCUCAGCGGAAUUUCUCGAAGUGCUGCAAUAGUUACAGCCUACGUGAUAAAACACAAAAAUAUCAAAACUGCAGAAGCUUUACAAUUCAUACAAUCUUUGUAUCCUCUAGCAUGCCCAAACGAUUCAUUUAUGAAUCAACUUGUAAGAUUCGAAACAUUUUUAGGGCUGCUUGCAGAAGUACCUUAUUCUUGCAAAAUUUGCCAUACACAGCUUUUCACAAAAGCAGAUUUAGAAGAGCACACAUCACAAACAUCCAAAAAAUUCAAAAAAGGUAGCAGAGGAAAUGAUAUUUGCACUUCAAUAUUUGUAAGGAAAAUGAACUGAAUGCAAAACACAGAAGAAAUUGAUGGGAAAAUCGAGUGCCCACAUUGCAUGAAUAAGUUGGGAGAGUUUAAUUGGUCUGGGAGACAGUGCUCGUGUGGAAGAUUUGUGGCGCCAGCUUUCCAGGUGCAUAAUUCAGCAGUUGAAGCGAAGAGAUCAAAUUUAGAUCAUUACAUAGCAGGCCCAAAGGUUUGGAGUAAAUAG
Blepharisma stoltei is the source of this 1312-nucleotide messenger RNA. NCBI's taxonomy places the organism in Eukaryota, Ciliophora, Heterotrichea, Heterotrichida, Blepharismidae. The record is from the annotation of a GenBank genome assembly.